Messenger RNA from Mytilus californianus (California mussel), 2850 nucleotides. RefSeq lists its product as uncharacterized. The coding region runs from base 43 to 1107 and encodes 354 amino acids. The record is from RefSeq and is a predicted model, not a curated record. NCBI's taxonomy places the organism in Eukaryota, Metazoa, Mollusca, Bivalvia, Mytilida, Mytilidae. The transcript is spliced from 6 exons.
ACCUUUAUAUUGCAAAAAUGAUUUCCGCAUUAUUAGACAAAAAUGAAUAUUGCAAUUUAUACCACAUUAUCAAUUAAUUUACUUCAUUUUGAAUCAUGCAGAACUGUAUCAGCCGAAGUAAAGUGCUUCAGAUCACUUAGCGAUGGAAAAAAAGCAUGGUAUUGUUGUGAUAACUAUGAAGACAUUAACGGAACUUGUGUUGCAUGUACAGACGGCUAUAUAUCAGACAAUGGGGAAGCGUGUCGUCCGUGCACAAAAGGAUUAUAUGGUCGAAAAUGUGGUGAAGUUUGUGCUUGUGAAAAGUUUCAAGAAUGCAACCACAAAGAGGGAUGCAGAAAUUUUUCAGACGUCGUGACAACAGCAACGUUUUAUGAAGAUUUGAGUACCCCUCGCCUAUUAUUAAUGUCAAGUAUUAACCCAGACACAAAUGAAGGAAAACUAAAAACAGAAAUAAUUAUAGUUAUCUGCACCUGCACAAUUUGCUUGUUAUUGAUAAUAUGCAUGAUUUGGUUUCGACAUUACACGAAACAAAGAUUGUUACCCGAAAAAGGAGCAAGGAAUUCUGGAAGCAAAUCUACUGAACUUGGUGAAUUAAAAACCUUAAAUGCUUGUGGAAUGUAUGAUUAUAUAGACGAAUCUAAAAUUUGCGACUUAGUUAGACUGCCUUCAAUCGAUCAAACCCAAAACAGAAAAGAAGGAGAUCAACUUACAAAUGAAUUUUCCGACGACGAUGACGACGAAGACUACAGCGACGACACCGAAAACAACAACGAUGAAACAGACAAAACGCUUGAUGAUGGUUAUUUGAAACCUUAUAAUAUGCUUAAAUCGUCUGAAGCAAAUCAUAGAUAUAGCAGAACUGGCGUUGCAGGUAGUAGAACGUCUUCUGAUGCAGUUGGUCGCAAUACUACAGAUGAAGUAUUGCAAUUGGCAAGUGACGAAAUAUCGAGCGAAAAAGGACAGAAGGACAUGUCAAAAUAUAUCAGUAUACAUGAGCCUGACGUACUCACUGUGGAUGUUCACUGUCCAAUAUCCAUGCAUGAAUCGGUUCCUGAUACACAACCUACUAUUGAUAUUACAAGCGACAUAGCGUUUUCCUUAGUUUGAAAUGAGUAUUGGUAUAACUGGGCAUAGACUAUAGACUAAUGUAUGCAACUUUCACUCUCACAUCUCAGUUAAUGCAUAUUAAUUUUAUGUUUGAAAAAUAGAAAUAGAAAUGUGUUAACCUUCUAAACAUUUCUUUUUAAAAACACGUCAUGGUUGCACUUUGUAAAUACAGCUGUUUCUCAAACCACGCCUCUUUUGGGGAGAUAUAUAAUAUUCAUAGAUAAUUUGAUUUGUUUACGUACUGGUUCCCAGAUAUGAUCUAUAUGUUUCAUCUCAUAGAGACAUAACUUGGGACUGUUACCAGUAUAAAAACAUAUUAUGUCGGUUAAAAUUAAAUUCGGAAGUAGGCACAAAGUGAAGGUAGGAGUAGAAAAAAAUUUUAGUAUAAGUUUAAACUCUUACAAGUUCGGGGCAUAUAAAUGUUGAAAAUAUGCCGCACAACCCUAUGUUUUGACCUUUGAAUAAAAUAGUAGUGCAUAUCAACUUUCCAUUCUAUGAUAUAAUUUUUUACGAAGCUUCAUAGUAAAAGUGGCACAGUUUUAGCCGCAAAGGGGGUUCCUAUGGGAAAUUGCAUUGUCUAUAUUUACAGAAAUGCAAUCUCAUAGAAGUAACUAAAAAAUGUUGGAGUAAGGCCAUCAAUACAGCAAACUAACGACACUCCUAAUCAUGAUUAAAUGCUAUGAUGAAAGCUUUUUAGGUAAAGACUUAACUUCAAAUAUCACACAGACCUAACAAUAUCAAUGAUUCCUGUAAAUGAGGUAAAUGUCUGCUGAACCCUAUAAAGUGGACAUGCGAUCAUUCCAUAUAUCAAAUAUAUGUUAACCACUUGCUUAUGUUUUCGUUAUAAUUAUGUCUAUCUGAGAUACUUUAAGCAACUUUUUAUUAUUUAAGAUAAAAAGAAUUCGUUUUCAUUAAUUGAAAGUUUUAUUAAGUUUGUUUAUUAAGUAAUGUUGAACCAAUUGCUUAUUGAUUUUGAUGAAAUGACUAAUUUAUAUAAAUCGUUGUAUACAUAUUCUUUCCUUUCAGAAUGAAAGACAUUUUUCUUUUUUUUUCUUUUUUUUUGAAUCCGGACGAUACCAAGUUUCAAUAACAUUGGCUUCAAGGAAUAAAAUAAUGACUUUUGAACAAUUUCCUGCACAUUUUUGUAGAAAAUGAUAUUUUGCAAGGGUAUAUAGGUCAGAUAAUGCAUGUUUUUGUUUUGUUUUUGACGUAUAACACACCUGGUGGUGUCAUCAAGCAAAUCAAAUCUUCGAAAAAUGCAUUUUCUAUAUCAUAUUCUUUGUUUCUAUCAAUCAUUUCAAAAUUAUUGUUGCAUUACUAUUUAAAUCAGGUUAUGUUAACUUCUCGACUUACAAUGUACUCGACCAUACACAAAAAUGUGCAUUUAAACGACAACAUUAAAGGGUUAUAUUUAAUUUUUUAGAUAUCGGUCUGUUGUUGUCCAUGUUUAAUGAUGCAAACUAUAUUUAUAUCUUAUGAUUAUUUAAGCAGUACAUUACUAUUGCAUCUUAAUUUAGACAUGUAUUUGAACAAUUUCAAAUUAAGAACCAAAGUGUUUGAUUUAUCAUCAACAUAGCAAAUAAACUAUUUCAAAACAAAAACGAAACUGUAACUAUUUUCGGCGAAUAAAAAGAGUACCUACAGUUUGUGUAUGCGUUCAUUUAUUCACCUGGUGUUAUUUUUUUUAAAUAUCUGGAGCUCAUUCUUAUUCUGUUUGACGAAUAAAUUAGUACUCACCUCUAA